UGAUUCUCAAGGCUCCAGACGAUACACACUUUCAGGGAGUUUUUAUAGCAAGAGCGGAGCUUUGACUGCCAUCUGAUGCGCGUAGCCUUUUUCCACAUUUAUAAUUACAAAUGGCUGCUUUGCAAGAACGACUCGCAGACCUAACUCAACUCAAACACGAGACUAAAUUAGUCAUAAUCGACUCGUUGUGGCCUAGAUAUCCGCCUGUACGGCUCCAUGAUGCUGAACACCACGAUUGGAGCCCAUACUUCAACUACUACAUCAAUCAAUGCCAUCAUUCUCUGCAGGGUCAGCCUGUUGCGACGCGCACGCACGAAGAUAUAGUAAAGGUCUCUUAUCUUCUGCGGAAAAAUGCCUCACGCGAAGACAUUGAAGAGAAACUCAGAAGUGCACUCAAAACGGUCGAUGCUGGAAGAAAAGAAGCUAGUGUUACGAACGGAGGAGAGAGACUGGAGGAGAAGGUACACAACACUAUCAAUCUCGUGGCACGACUAUGCUUCAUGGUUAAUGUUGGAGUCUCAGAGGCAACAUUCACACCGGGACGCACAAAGCUACAAUGGAUUGACGGCAGCCUACGUUCAUUUUUGUCUAGUCAAUUCGAACCUAGUACGUCGUUGAAAGACGUCACUGUCAGGUUCGAGAAGGCAUUUACAGCACGGAACAUCGAGCGCAUCGCCGGCAUUACCAUACACUGGACUGACAACCUAGCUGAUCACCUACGUAUGCUGGAUGCUGACGACAAAACUGUCGCAAUAUUUCAUCACGCUUCGUUCCUGAAACACCAAGCCGCACUGGUCUUUCCACCUUUCUUCCCAUCCCUCUAUCCUACUGAUCUCAUUGAGGAAACGCUACGAACAUUGGCUCUGCUUUUUCCCCAACAUAACAGGGAAGUAAGAAUGUGGUUGCAAUCGCGGUCAGGAUCCAGUAGUCACGGAAUUGACCGACAACUGCUCAAGUGUGGUUACCUUCGCUUAGAAGAAAGACAACAGAACAACUUCCACUUCUGGCACGAUAGACUUGUCAUACUCAAGCAGGCCUACGACGAAUCGAGGCCAGCGACGCUGUCACAGUGGUGGCUUGAUCGAAGAAACACUGUGCAGUGGUAUACCUUCUGGGUGGCUAUUGUUGUGCUAUUCCUCACAAUUUUCUUUGGUCUUGUGCAGAGUAUUGAGGGUGCACUACAGGUCUACAAGGCGUACAACCCAACUACCUAAACUGGAGUUCAUGUGUAUUUAUGUAAGCAGCUAGCACGAGAGUGGGUACAAUAGUGGGUACAAUAGUGGAUUUGAUCGUUACUUGUGAGAAGUGUAAUAGGAUAUAAUUUCUUUUGAUCUGGCGUCUGCCCAAAGUGAGUAGGCAUAAAUCGUUUGUGGAAGGCGUAGUGCCUUCGUACAUCCUUCCCAGGCUGAUUAGGCUAACGCUUCUGGCGGAGCCGCCG
Messenger RNA from Bipolaris sorokiniana ND90Pr, 1438 nucleotides. RefSeq lists its product as uncharacterized. The transcript has a single exon. The record is from RefSeq and is a predicted model, not a curated record. Lineage: Eukaryota; Fungi; Ascomycota; Dothideomycetes; Pleosporales; Pleosporaceae. The coding region runs from base 111 to 1214 and encodes 367 amino acids.